Kwoniella shivajii is the source of this 2049-nucleotide messenger RNA. RefSeq lists its product as uncharacterized. The transcript has 11 exons. The record is from RefSeq and is a predicted model, not a curated record. Gene Ontology annotation, cellular component: plasma membrane. The coding region runs from base 1 to 2049 and encodes 682 amino acids. Gene Ontology annotation, biological process: copper ion import; intracellular iron ion homeostasis; iron ion transport. Gene Ontology annotation, molecular function: ferric-chelate reductase activity. NCBI's taxonomy places the organism in Eukaryota, Fungi, Basidiomycota, Tremellomycetes, Tremellales, Cryptococcaceae.
AUGCUGGCCUCCAAUGACACUACUUCAAACUUUCCAAACCGGUUGUCCUCGGCGUCCAUUCAUGUCAGGACAGCUUGGGGAGGUGUCGAUGCCGAACAUCCUUUCACACUACUUCAUAAUAAGGAUGAAGUGCCACCACUCUCUGUGUUAAUCCUGGUGGGGGUGCUCUUAACAGUCUAUACCCUAUUAAAUAUCCCCAGAUUAUUCGCAAGAUGGUACUCCGAUAAACAGGGUGGGGAGAUGUUCAACGGAAUGCAUCUAUCAUCCAAACCUCCUGCUCCUUCAGCAACAGUCGUCGGAGGAGGUAUUGCUCUGUCACAAACUCCAACCAGUAGCAGAAGCAGAGCUUUUAUCUCAAAAGAAGGGGAUUCGCCAGGUUACCCGUCUCCUAUAUACCAGACCCCCACCACUGCGACUCCGACCAGGAGCUUUAAUACCUAUCCUUCGCCUUCUACCGAAAGGUUAAUUCGGAGAGUUGACUCGCCAAGGUAUAUCCCUAAUCUAAGCUCUAAGCUUCCGUUCUCCGGAUACAUGGAAAUUAGAGUACCGGUGACAGGUAUGACAGUUGGACAAGUCUUUAUAUGUAUCAUCUGGGCUGGAUUGGUGACUUUGGCUCUGUUUUAUGACAAUGAUAUUGUCAAAGCCCCUGUUCGUGCCGGCUUUGUGGCCACAAACCAGUUACCAAUCGUGUUCCUCCUUGCAGGCAAGGUAAAUUGGAUUGGGUAUUUGAUCGGUAAAGGUUAUGAGAAGAUCAAUUUCUUGCAUCGAUUCGUUGGAAGAUGUCUGUUCGUUGCUGCUACUUUUCACGCUGGAGGGUAUCUCAACAAAUGGCUAAGAAAGGGAGGGAUCGCUUAUGUCUCAGAGUCUUCACGAAUACCUUUCAUCACUGCGGGUAUAGUAGCUUGGGCUGCAUUCGGCUUUAUGGGCAUUACCGCUUUACCAAUCAUUCGUCGACGGAUGUAUGGGUUUUUCUGGAUUUCUCACUGGAUUGGGUUUGUCACAGCGAUCAUUGCGCUCAGCUUCCACAAGCCAUACACUGGUCUCUUAGCUACCAUUUGUCUUCUUCUCUACACCAAAGAUCUCAUCCUUCGACUUUUCAUCAAAACGCGAAUCGUUCCGGCCAAGAUUAUUGCACUUCCUGCGCCAUCUUCAUGUCUCCCGGAAGGAUCAACCCAGAUCAUUCUCCCUCUUAGAUCGGGUUGGAGAGCGGGUCAACAUGUAUUCCUUCGUGUUCCAGCUCUACAAGAGAUGGGUGGCAUGGCUUGGCUGGAAAAUCACCCUUUCACCAUAGGCUCGGCGGAAGGAGGAGAAAUGAUUCUGAUGGCAAAGAAGGCAGGAGGUUGGACAAGGGAUUUGUACGAUUUCGCGGCGAAGGGAGGCGUGUCUCAAGCACCUAGAGAGGAUGUUGGCGAGCAGAACGAUGUUGGCUACGAGGGAGAGAAGAGGGAUUUGGCUACUUUGGAAAGAGCCGAAGAAGUCGUAGGAAGGGAAUGUAAAAUCUUGGUGGAAGGGCCAUAUGGUGGACCUUGUUCGACAAUUUUCUCAAGCUAUUCAGGUAUCACACUCAUCUCAGGUGGUAGUGGCAUCACCUACUCGCUAGCUAUGUUCCAAGAUUUGAUCAAGAAGGCCUCUGAGAACCACGUGCGGGCUGCCGCGAUUCAUCUGGUCUGGAUUGUGAAAACAUAUGAGCAUGCUACUCCGCUAUUAAGCCACCUCGAGAAUUUAUGCAUUCGAGCAGAGAUGCAGUCCACCAUCGACCCAGGAAUCACCAUCUAUAUCUCUCGCGCUACGUCAUCAAAGCGAUUCCAACAUCGUGGUGUCGAGGUCAAGGCUGAACGACCUGAUCUCCCUCGGCUGGUUCGAGACGAUGUGACAAGGACAAGAGGUGAGGCUUUGAGCGGUGGAGUGGGGACUUGCGGAAUGAUCAUCGGUGUUUGUGGACCUAGACGGUUGAUCGAUGGUACCCGCAUGGCUGUUAGAAGUAUACCGUGGAAGGAGAAAAAGGAUGUUGGAGGCGUCACCGUCCACACGGAAACUUUCGGUUGGUAG